Saccharomyces cerevisiae S288C is the source of this 1065-nucleotide messenger RNA. The record is from the annotation of a RefSeq genome assembly. Lineage: Eukaryota; Fungi; Ascomycota; Saccharomycetes; Saccharomycetales; Saccharomycetaceae.
AUAUUAAUAUUAUUAAUAAUAAUUUUAACUAAUAAUAAAGUUUUUAUAGAAACUUUAUAUUAUUAUUUAAUAUUUAAUUUUCAAUUAAUAUCUCCUUUUGGGGUUCCGGUCCCUGGUCCGGCCCCCGAAACUAAAGAUAUUAAGAAUUUAUAUGAAUCAAUUAUAAAUAAUUAUAUUAAUAUUUUAAAUAAAUAUCUUAUUAAUAUUAAUAAAGAUAAUAUUAAUAAAUUAAAAUUUUUAGAUAAUUAUACUGAAGAAGAAAAAGGUUAUUAUUUAUCUGGAUUAUUUGAAGGAGAUGGUAAUAUUUAUACUAGAUGUUUUUCAAUUACUUUUUCUUUAGAAGAUGUUUUAUUAGCUAAUUAUUUAUGUCUUUAUUUUAAAAUUGGUCAUAUUACAGCUAAAUAUAAUUUUAAUAAAGAAUUAACAGCUGUUAAAUGAAAUAUUAUAAAAAAAAAAGAACAAGAAGUAUUUAUAAAUUAUAUUAAUGGUAAAUUAUUAACAUAUAAAAGAUAUGAUCAAUAUUUUAAAUAUAAUUUUAAUAAUCGUUUAAAUAUUAAAUUAUUAAAACCUAAAGAAUUUGAUUUACUAUUAAAUCCUUGAUUAACAGGUUUUAAUGAUGCUGAUGGUUAUUUUUAUCUAGGUUUUCAAAAACAUAAAAAUAGUCAAUGAUUAAAAUUUCAUUUAGAAUUAUCACAAAAAGAUAGUUAUAUUUUAGAUAUUAUUAAAAAAUAUUUUAAACUUGGUGGUAUUUUAAAAAGAGAUUAUAAAUCUGGUGCUACAGCUUAUAUUUAUAAAGCUCAAUCAUCAAAAGCUAUAAAACCUUUUAUUGAAUAUUUUAAUAAUUAUCAACCAUUAAGUCUUAGAAGAUAUAAACAAUAUUUAUUAUUAAAUAUUGCUUACUUAUUAAAAUUAAAUAAAUUACAUAUAUUACUUAAUUCUUUAUUAAUAUUAAAAGAAUUAAUAUUAUUACAAAGUGUUAAAAAUAUAUCUUUAGAAAUAAAAAAUGAAUUAAAUAAUAGAGUUAAAAUUAUUAUUAAUAAACUUCAUUAUAACAAUAUCGAAUAA